Messenger RNA from Geosmithia morbida, 567 nucleotides. RefSeq lists its product as uncharacterized. The transcript has 3 exons. Lineage: Eukaryota; Fungi; Ascomycota; Sordariomycetes; Hypocreales; Bionectriaceae. Bases 1 to 567 code for a protein of 188 amino acids. The record is from RefSeq and is a predicted model, not a curated record.
AUGAAGCUCAUCACUCUCCUCGGUCUGGGUCUCCUCCCCUUUGCUGCCGCCCAGUCUUCUACCUCUCUCGGUCCGGCUCCGACCGAGUCGUAUGGCUGCGAGCCUCACGGUGACCACUACCACUGCGAGGGAGCCGUGAGCGAGACGGCCACCUCCUCGGCCACGCCCGUCUCUUCGUCCGUCUCGGCCACUGCCACCAGCGAGCAUGAUCACGAUCAUGACCAUGACGACGGGGAGACAUCCGGUACCCUUGCCCCCAGCCCUACCGAGUCGACUGGCUGCGAACCCCACGGUGACCACUGGCACUGUGACGCUGCCGUCUCCGAGACGGCCACCUCGGACUCUACCCUUACCGAGACUUCUACCGGUGCUGCCGUCUCCGGGACGUCCGAGACGACGGCUGACCCUACCUCUGCUACCGCUACCGAGACUUCUACUGAUGCUGCCGUCUCCGAGACGUCCGAGACGACGGCUGACUCUACCCCUACCGAGAGUCCCACCGGUGCUGCCGUCGCCAACAUGAUCCCCCUCGUCGGUGCUGUCGUCGCCGCCGUCGUGGCUUUUUAG